Messenger RNA from Poecilia reticulata (guppy), 795 nucleotides. Its product is annotated as duodenase-1-like. Gene Ontology annotation, molecular function: serine-type endopeptidase activity. Lineage: Eukaryota; Metazoa; Chordata; Actinopteri; Cyprinodontiformes; Poeciliidae. The record is from RefSeq and is a predicted model, not a curated record. Gene Ontology annotation, biological process: proteolysis.
CCAUGCACGGCCUGGGUACAUUGCUUCUUUUCCACAUCGUGGCAUCUCUUGGACAAAAUGUCCAUGGGAGUGACAUUGUAAAUGGGGAAAUCGCACCUGACAACUCAAUGCAGUACAUGGUCUCAGUGCAGCAAUGGGGUCAUCAUGUGUGUGGAGGAUUUCUGGUGAGCGAGGACUUUGUGAUCACUGCUGCACACUGUGCUAAAGAUGAACCUGUGCGUGUUGUUCUGGGAACCCACAAGCUAUCAAAGAUGAACAUGAGCCCAUGCAGAAAUAUUGAAUAUUUCUGCAAAUAUCCAACUUAUAAAAAUGUUGAAUUUGGUGAUGACAUCAUGCUCCUUAAAUUGUCCGGGAAAGCUCCACUAAAUAACAAGGUGAAAACAAUUUCACUUCCAACGUCUUCCAACGCAAACCUUAAAGACGGUCAGAUCUGCUCUGUAGCUGGAUGGGGUCUAACUGGGACCAGCCUUUCUACUGUGGAUAACCUGAGAGUGGUGAAUGUGUCGAUCUUAAAUCCACAACUCUGUCGGGAGAAAUGGUGGAAUGGAUUUCCUUCCAAUGUGAUCUGUGCUGGUGGAUACAACACAGACAAAGGAUUUUGUCAGGGUGAUUCCGGUGGUCCACUGGUGUGCGACGGGGUAGCUGUUGGUGUUGUGUCAUUCAACAGAAAUUCCACCUGCACCUACCCAGAUGUACCCAACGUCUACACAGACAUAUCCAAAUAUCUUGAAUGGAUCAACAACAUUGUGAAAACGAAGAAAUGUGUGUAGCAAACUUGUUAUAGAAGGUCUUCCU